UCCAAGACUCGAACAUUCUGUCACCAUACGCUUUGAAGAAUCUCCGCAACAUCGAACUUGGCAUUUUAUCUGACGACGAGGGAGCAGUAGAUUGGUCAUAAAAGACUUUCUUCCCACUCAAAUCUCCAGGAGCAUAGCCUCGGCACACAACUUCUACAACGACUUCUACAAACAGAAUAUCCCAGCUAUCCCAGGGGCUUUUCCACAUGCGACCACUUUUCGCUUCAAAGAUCCGAUAUGUCUCCCCUUGUGUUCCGAACUCUCCUCAAACCUUUCCCCAACGUCACGCAUUCGACGUACAGCAACUGCGGCGAAGCAGAGCCCCCAUUCUCGUUCUAUCCACAUGAAAUGAGGUUGAGAAUCAUCCACUCGCAGCCGUCGCUGCAGGAGCUGACCAUCAUAAACACCCAAGAAGAGAUCGAGACAGUGGACUACCUGAUGGGGGAGAAUGAGGGUUUGCCGCUUGGGUCUUUGGUGAAGUUCCAUAACUUGCGUCGGCUUGAAGCUAUGGUACGCACUCUCGUGGGGAGGAGACCAGGGGAUCCUGGUUUCGACUCCAGCUUGCCGAAAGACUUACAGACGGGCCCUCGUGUUUGUGAGAAUACUCGGUUUGCAGAAAGCUUGCCAGAGGAGUUAGAGUUGGUCCUUAAAGCCUGUUUGAUUCUUUGCGGUGGUGAAGGUGUUGUUCGAGAGGAGCCAACAAGGCGCAUUGAAGAGCAUGAAAGUGAUCACACUUGUCUUUGCCUAUGGUAUCUCUCUAGACGAAGUUGCGGAGGAAGGGUCGAGGUGCGUGGCUGAGGGCCAGAAGUUGGGCAUCGUGGUAAGUAGACAUAAGGGAGAAUAUCCGGGUUCUGACGAUCAAGCUGAUGAACUGCAAGGCAUAUGAGCAAUUUCUGAUAUGGUAGGAGUGCCGAGGGCGUGUCAGAGUAUGUGAACAGACUUGAGGGUGAAUCUCAAGAUUUUUGGAUUUGUUGCACAUCGCUUCAAUGUACCAAAAGUCUUGGGACAUUGAGAUUGUCCUUGGAGUAGAGAGUGAAUCUCUGAGUCAAGGUUUUGGACCACCCAGGGAAUGGUGAAUCAGUUUUUGCUU
Molecule: messenger RNA, 1090 nt
Organism: Hyaloscypha bicolor E
Lineage: Eukaryota; Fungi; Ascomycota; Leotiomycetes; Helotiales; Hyaloscyphaceae
Exons: 2
Coding region: 238-798 (186 amino acids)
Source: RefSeq, a predicted model, not a curated record